Molecule: messenger RNA, 2444 nt
Organism: Planococcus citri (citrus mealybug)
Lineage: Eukaryota; Metazoa; Arthropoda; Insecta; Hemiptera; Pseudococcidae
Gene: Tfb1
Product: transcription factor B1
Exons: 2
Coding region: 313-2010 (565 amino acids)
Biological process (GO): nucleotide-excision repair; transcription by RNA polymerase I; transcription by RNA polymerase II
Cellular component (GO): transcription factor TFIIH core complex; transcription factor TFIIH holo complex
Source: RefSeq, a predicted model, not a curated record
CCCAUGUUUUCCAGAGUUGAUUUCAGAUUUUGAUAUUUUGAUUGAGAUUUCAGAUUUGAGUUGAAAAUUGAAAUUUGAGAUUAGUGUCUUCACUCCUUCAGUUAACAAAAUUUUCAACGUAAACUAGUGUUAAAGACUGCGAUUAGAGUAUUGUAAAUAAGUUCAAUUUCCGAAUUCUUUGCUCUGAUUUUCAUUGUGAUCGUGUGCACCUUGUACUCAUGCACCCAUCUCUAUAUGAGAGAAGGAAAGGAACGUUUUAAUGGUUCUUAGGCUCUAUUCUACCUGUGAGUUUUGUGAAUUGAAUAUCACACGAUGACCACGUCCUCGGAGGAAAUUUUGCUGCAAGUUAGUAAUGUGAAACAUAAGAAAGGCGAAGGGACAUUGUAUGUCAUGAGUGAACGAAUUGCUUUCAUCUUGCAAGGAAGCGAAACAGUUUCAGUGAGCCAUCCUUAUACUGAUAUUAAAGUACAGAAAAUUUCUUCGGAAUUCAAGACUAAAGUUCAGUUGCAGCUCGUGUUUCAUGAUAACAGUGCUUCUACUUUUCAAUUCAUCAAACCAGAUAGAUCAGAAGCUAUGCGUGAUAGAGAUAAAGUAAAGGAUGAACUCUCUAAAUUACUACCAAAAUUUCAGAAAAAAAUGAACAAAGAAUUGGAAGAGAAAAAUAGAAUUUUAUCAGAAAAUCCUGCUCUUUUACAACUCUAUCGUGAUUUGGUUAUCACUCAGGUGAUCAGUGCCGAUGAAUUUUGGUCACAGCAUGCUCCAAAAUAUGCUCCUCGCAAUACAAAUAAUAGCCAGCAUACAGGCGUUCCUGGAAAUUUUUUAGUCAACAUAAAACCUCAAGUGGAUGGUUGUAAUUCGGUGAAGUACAAUUUAAAUUACGAAACCAUAAACUGUAUUUUCAAAACAUAUCCAGCUGUUAGAAAAAAACAUUUGGAAUAUGUACCAAAUAAGAUGAGUGAAUCGGAGUUUUGGAAAAAAUUUUUCGAGUCACAUUAUUUCCAUAAAGAUCGUAUUAACAUGGGUUCGAAUGAUAUAUUUUCAGAAUGUGCUAAAUUUGACGAACAAGAAUUGAAAAAGGAAUUGAAAACGUUAGAUAACGAUAGUUUGGUGAAUUUAAAUUCAAUGGAAGAUGUUGAUAUGGAUGAAGGUUACGGCUUAUCGAAUGAUGAUUUCAUCAAAACCUCGAACUUGAUUCACGAAAGUAUUAUUAAACGUUUUAAUCAACAUUCCAUUAAUGUCUUGAAAGCUAGUAAAUUAUAUUCAAGUAGCUCGCUCAAUGAUAAAACGACAAGCAGUAUUUCGAAUUCCAAUAACGAAACCAAAAAUGGCACACCCAAGAAACACGAUGUACCAAAUGGAAAUAGUGAUAAUUCUACGAGUGCGAAAAAAAUGCGAGUAUUGGAUAAAAUUAAUUACGAAGAUCUUAAUCCUUCUUGUUCUAAUAGUUCAGAUCAAGAACAAAACAAUUUGAAAUUAACCAAAGUCGAGCAGUUCGCCAAUAAUUUAACGAAAUGUUCAGACACAAGUAAUAAAACGUUUAAAAUGAAAGCAGCGAACACUAUUAGGGAGCAGGUUGCUAAUGACGUUUUGAAAUGGUCCAAGCAAACAUUUAUUUCACCUAUGAAUCCUUCAGUUGCUGUUCAAGCUCUCGGUGAACUUACCCCUGGAGGAAGCUUGAUGAAAGGGUUGUUGGAUGAUUCUCAGUCUGGCCAGUUGUUACCAUCAGACGUUUCCAAGGAACUGCAGAAUUUGUACAUGGCGUUAGGAGAAUUACUUCGACAUUUCUGGGCCUGUUUCCCGCCAACGACGCCAACUCUUGAAGAGAAAUUAAUUAGGACUCAUGAAGCACUGAGAAGAUUUCACUCCGUAAAAUUGAAGCCGUUCGAAGACAGCGUUUUACGCGAGCAUAGCCACCUUAACCAAAUAUCUAGUCACUUGACGCUUAUGCUGACCUCCGCGUACACAAAAUUUUCCUCAUGGCAUUGUCGCCGAAAACCUCAUCCAUCUUAGCAAAUUGCUGUGAUAAGGUAUCUUCCAAAUGGUGAUGUAAUAACUUAUUUAUGAUAUCGAAUACCCGUUGGGUUAACAAAUUCUAAGCAGAUACCAUACUUAACUUAACUAUCUAUGAUUCGUCGUAAAAGUGAAAUUUUUCAUUUUUUAAGUAUAUUUUGGUAAGUACAUAUAUUCUUACAAGUACGUGCAUGGAUACAUAUUUUUCCUCAUUGUUCAUUAUAAGACAAAAUGUGAGUUUCUGUUGAAGUGUUGAUUUCAUUUAUUCAAUUUUUUAUUACAUUCUUUUUUCAAUUUUCAUGAAAGCUUUUGUAAAAACAGAGAAGUUUUAAUGUUGCGAAUAGUAGAUUUAUGCAUUUUAUGUUUAAUUUUUAAAAAAUUUGUUGUAUUUUCGUUUUCAUUUCGUAAUUAUACGCGUGUAUUCGAGUUGACAA